Molecule: messenger RNA, 894 nt
Organism: Arabis nemorensis
Lineage: Eukaryota; Viridiplantae; Streptophyta; Magnoliopsida; Brassicales; Brassicaceae
Source: the annotation of a GenBank genome assembly
AUGGAUACCAACUUGAUUUCAGCGUUGGAGAUGCAACCUUGUGACCACGAUUUGGCUCUAAAACUACAAGCUGAGGACGUGAUCAAAGCUUCUCGACAAGCACACACAUCCUCUCCUCCCGAAUUUACUCGAGAAGAUUUGGAAGUUGUAUUUGGUCUUGGAGUUGACUCUGUCGACGACUACUACUGCACAGAUAUCCUCCUCAAGGAUCUCGAUGAAGAGAUGAAAACUUUGUCGUUAUUACAAAAGGAGGGUGGUAGCAGAAUCCUCAACCGCAAAUACAGCUCCGAGGAUACUCUACUGUGGGAGGUGAAGAAAGUCCUGAGAGUUGAAGAAGAUUUUACAACUCGGGAAGUUGCUGAGUUGAUAGCUUUGAUCGAAGGUUUGAAAUCGGCGCUUGAUUUUGGUUUGCGAAAUAUCACAUUCUAUUGUGAUAACGACGAGGUCCUUGGCUACGUGAAGGGUAAGUUUGAAGAAUCAAACCAUUCCACUGUCGCAUCGCUCGUCAAGGAAGUGGCUCUUCUUAAGAGCAGGUUCUCCUCUUUCGAAGCACUUCCUGUACACAUGGACAUCUCCUUUGUCGUCCAGCUUGGGAGAGCUGGUAUUGCUUCCCAAAUCAAAUGGCGUGAAGGCGACAUCUUCAAGGAAACUUGUACAUUGUGUUGUGAUGAUGUUCCAUCUGAUGAGCAGUUCGAGGUACCAUCUUGUUUCCACCGCUUUUGCGUGUCAUGCGUGAAUGGUGCCGUCAAAUGGGCACUGCAUUUGAGGAAUCCAGUAAAAUGUCCUCGCUCUGGCUGCGAAUCAGUAAUUACUAGGAGGAGUUGUGCAACUAUUUUGGAACCCCAAUUGCUUGAGGUCAUGAUGAUUCGUGUCACGAUCAAAGAGGCACAAUAA